Messenger RNA from Temnothorax curvispinosus, 755 nucleotides. RefSeq lists its product as uncharacterized. The transcript is spliced from 4 exons. The record is from RefSeq and is a predicted model, not a curated record. The coding region runs from base 116 to 631 and encodes 171 amino acids. Lineage: Eukaryota; Metazoa; Arthropoda; Insecta; Hymenoptera; Formicidae.
GUCGCUGGGGACGCCGACACGUCAUCCAGUGUUGAGUGUUGUACACCAAUAUAGAUUAGCGGUCCGGUACGUUAGACGUUUGAAAUAUUGAAAUUAAUAAAAGGAAACCAGGAGGAUGAGGAACAUUGAUGUUAAAGCUGUGAUUCAGGAUUUUGCGCGUACCAUUGCAAAAGCCAGAGAGCUGAGCGAAACCCCUGAGGUUAAAAUCGAGCAGCAUGAUACAUUUUUCAAGACAAAGGAUGGAAGAUUAAAGUUGCGAAAGUUUAAGGAUGGUGCGGCAGAGUUAAUUUUGUAUAAGCGACCCGAUGUUUUUGGACCAAAAUUAUCUACUUACGACAAAGUAGAGCUAAAUGCAGAUAUCGUAGAAUCGAUCACAAAUAUUUUGUCCCAAGCCAUGGGUGUGCUAGGAAUUGUUAAAAAGACAAGACUCUUGUAUACUGUGGGGCAAACUCGAAUCCACAUUGACAACGUCCACCUUUUGGGUUCUUUUAUAGAGUUGGAGGUAGUGCUGAAAGAAGAUCAGGACGUAGAAGAGGCACGGGACAUCGCUGAAAACCUCAUGCAGAAACUGUUCAUAAAAGAAGACGAUUUAGUCGCAAGCGCAUAUGUAGAUAUUCUUAAUUCCAAAUAACUAUCGUUUAUCCUGCUGCUUUCCCAUACAAAUGUAAAAAGAAAUAAUGGUUAAUUUACUUGCUCGAAGAUAUAAAGUAUAAUAUUUUUGAUAAUAAAUUAUACGUCUCAUCACAGAUGACAAA